This is a messenger RNA of Dioszegia hungarica, 1260 nucleotides long. RefSeq names its product putative chorismate synthase. The coding region runs from base 1 to 1260 and encodes 419 amino acids. The transcript is spliced from 6 exons. The record is from RefSeq and is a predicted model, not a curated record. Gene Ontology annotation, cellular component: cytosol. NCBI's taxonomy places the organism in Eukaryota, Fungi, Basidiomycota, Tremellomycetes, Tremellales, Bulleribasidiaceae. Gene Ontology annotation, molecular function: FMN binding; chorismate synthase activity. Gene Ontology annotation, biological process: chorismate biosynthetic process; aromatic amino acid biosynthetic process.
AUGAGCACAUUCGGCCACCUGUUCCGCGUCCACACUUACGGCGAGAGCCACUGCAAAUCUGUCGGUUGUAUCGUAGAUGGUGUUCCCCCGGGGUUGAAAUUGACCGAGGAGGAUAUUCAGGUCCAGCUCUCUAGGCGUCGUCCUGGACAGAGCGACAUCACCACUGCUCGCUCCGAGUACGACACCGUCCACCUCCAAUCCGGGACCGAACACGGUGUCACCCUCGGCACGCCCAUCGGUCUGCUCGUGCACAACAAAGACCAGCGGCCUCACGACUACGCCGAGACUGAUCUCUACCCCCGCCCGUCCCACGCCGACUACACCUACCUCGCCAAGUACGGCGUCAAGGCUUCGUCGGGAGGAGGUCGGGCUUCGGCGCGCGAGACGAUCGGCCGAGUUGCUGCCGGGGCCAUCGCGGAGAAGUUCCUCAAGGAGGCGUAUGGCGUGGAGAUUGUUGCGUUUGUGAGCGGCGUAGGGAAGGUGGGGUUGCCGUUUGAAGAAGAGGAGAAUGAGGUGUUGGGGAAGGAGUAUAUGGAUCUGGUGCGGACUGUGAAGAGGGAGGAGGUGGAUAAGGAGAUCACGAGGUGUCCUCACAAGGAGACCAGUCAAAAGAUGGAGGCUGCCAUUCGAGCAGCCAAAGCAGCAGACGACUCCCUCGGCGGCGUCCUUACCUGUGUCAUCCGGAACGCCCCUCUCGGACUCGGCGAGCCCUGCUUUGACAAGCUCGAGGCGUCCCUCGCACACGCGAUGCUUUCUAUCCCGUCUACGAAGGGCUUCGAGAUCGGUUCGGGGUUCCGAGGGGCCAUGUUCCCUGGAAGCCAGCACAAUGACAUGUACAUUGAAGGUGGACCCGACGCGCAGGGACGUUUGAGGACAGAGACCAACUGGAGUGGAGGGGUGCAGGGUGGAAUCAGUAAUGGGGAGGAUAUCUAUUUCCGGAUCGCCUUCAAGCCGCCAGCAACUAUCGCCCAGGCGCAGUCCACAGCCCGAUACGACGGAUCGGCAGGUACUCUCGAGGCCAAGGGAAGACAUGACCCGUGUGUCGUGCCCCGUGCCGUACCUAUCGUGGAGACCAUGGCCGCCUUGGUCAUAAUGGAUAUGGUCCUCCAGCAGAACGCGCGCACGGCCGCCGCUUCCCUUCUUCCCGCCUUGACCCACCUUCCACCAACUAUGGUCCUCCCUUCCAAGAAGACCGUUGAGAAGAUACAGAAUGGGGAGGAGAAAGUUCAGGUGCAGAACCAAAAAUCUGGCGAGGAAUAG